Messenger RNA from Strongylus vulgaris, 444 nucleotides. The record is from the annotation of a GenBank genome assembly. NCBI's taxonomy places the organism in Eukaryota, Metazoa, Nematoda, Chromadorea, Rhabditida, Strongylidae.
AUGUGCGAACUUUUGGUGGAAAAAGUGCUGUCUUCGUGUUUGGCUCCGCUCUCCGUUGGCGACGCUCUUCGACGAUUUUUUGAAGCUGUCGCAAGUGGCGUCCUCCUCAAAACUGGUCCGGGUCUACCUGAUCCAUGUGAAAAAGAGUCGGUCGAUGUGCUUGCACCACUCACUGGCCAAGAGAGAGAAGCGAUAACUGCUAGCGCUCAGCACGCUCUCCGGCUGAUUGCGUUUAACCAAAUUUAUAAGGUCCUUUGUCUGGAACGCUUGCCGGAUGUUAGACCACCACUCACUGACCGCAAGCGACCAAUGGACACUUCAAGCGCAUCAGAUGAUGACUUUAUAGAGGUGAAAAAGGACAAGAAAGAAGGCGAGAAUGGACACAGCAAAGAAGAGGAAAAUUCCUCCGGUGUAGCAGUGAAAAUGGAAAAAAUGGAAGUCUGA